AUGGCAGGAGAGUUAAAACCAGAAGCACAGCAAAAUGGGACACAGAAAACCGACAGACAGGAGAAAGGACAGAAGCCAUCAAUGAGAAAGCCAAGAGAAGAAAAGAAAUGGAUUCCAAAGACAAAUAUAGGAAAGCUUGUCCAGAUGGGAAAGAUGUCACUAAACGACAUCUACACCAACAGUUUAAAGAUCCAGGAGGCAGAAAUUGUGGACUUCCUAGUUGGAUCCAAACUGAAGGACGAGGUGCUCUGCAUCAAAUCCAUCCAGAAACAGACAAAGGCUGGACAGAGAACUAGAAUCAAGGCUGUUGUCAUUGUUGGUGACGGUGAAGGAAGCAUCGGACUUGGAGUAAAGUCUGCAAAGGAAGCAAGAGAUGCCAUAAACAAGGCAACUGAAGAUGCAAAGUGCAACAUGCAGCCAAUUGACUUUGGAUGGUGGGACAGAAAGAUUGGAGCACCUCACACUGUGAAGGUAAGAGGAUCUGGAAAGUGCGGUAGUGUGAACAUCACUCUUAUCCCAGCACCAAAGGGAACAGGAAUCAUUGCAGCCACUCUUCCAAAGAAGAUUUUCCAGAUGGCAGGAAUCAAGGAUGUCUUUACUGCUUCAUCCGGACGUACAUCCGCAAGUGAGAACUUUGCAAAGGCCACUGUAGCUGCAUUACAGAAGUGCAACACCUUCUACUCACCAGAGAGCUGGGAGACCCCAGAGGCAAUCCCAUCCCCCCUACAGGUAUACUCUGAUCUUAUUUCGAACUUCAACAAAAAACUAGCCAUAUAA
Messenger RNA from Nematocida ausubeli, 777 nucleotides. RefSeq names its product 30S ribosomal protein S5. The transcript has a single exon. Gene Ontology annotation, molecular function: RNA binding; structural constituent of ribosome. Gene Ontology annotation, cellular component: ribosome; cytosolic small ribosomal subunit. NCBI's taxonomy places the organism in Eukaryota, Fungi, Microsporidia. Bases 1 to 777 code for a protein of 258 amino acids. Gene Ontology annotation, biological process: translation. The record is from RefSeq and is a predicted model, not a curated record.